AUUCGUGUGAGUGCAUGCGUACCACCGACUAAGCUAACAGGCUAGCAGCGGAGGGUUCGCCAUCAGCGGGAGGCGGAAAAGACCGCAGGAGGCAGUGAGGGGAAACUUAAAAUCGAGGAACCGACUCUUGCCAGGCGAACGCUUAAAACACUGGGAGGAACUACCCGUUUGGCUGUAAAAUGUCCGAUUUCGACAGCAACCCGUUCGCAGACCCGGACUUCAACAAUCCUUUCCAGGAUCCCUCGGUGACACAGGUUACCCGAUCUGCUCCUCCUGGUGGUCUAGAGGAAUACAACCCCUUCACAGACGCCAGAACGGCCGCCCCUGGAAAUGCCCCCAAAUCUACUCCAGCACCUGCGCAGAACACACAGCCUGCCAUCAUGAAGCCCACAGAAGAGCCCCCAGCCUACUCGCAGCAACAAACACAGGACCAGGCACGUGCUCAGGCCGAGUUGCUGAGAAGGCAGGAAGAGUUGGAGAAGAAAGCAGCUGAGCUUGACCGCAGGGAGAGAGAGCUGCAGUCGCAUGGAGGUGCGGGUCGUAAAAACAACUGGCCUCCUCUGCCUGAGAAGUUUCCUGUAGGGCCGUGUUUCUACCACGACAUUGCAGUAGACAUACCUAUCGAGUUCCAGAAGACUGUGAAGAUCAUGUACAACCUCUGGAUGUUCCACGCAGGCACGCUCUUUGUGAACAUGUUUGGCUGCCUAGCCUGGUUCUGUGUGGAUCCAAGCCACGGUGUGGACUUUGGCCUGGCCAUGCUAUGGUUCCUGCUCUUUACACCCUGUUCCUUUGUCUGCUGGUACAGACCGCUUUACGGGGCUUUCAGGAGCGACAGUUCUUUCCGCUUCUUCGUCUUCUUCUUUGUCUACAUCUGCCAGUUUGGGGUUCACGUGCUGCAAACUAUCGGCAUCACUGGUUGGGGCACAUGUGGCUGGAUCACGGCUCUAAUGGGUCUGAACACCAGCAUCCCAGUAGGCAUCAUCAUGUUACUCAUUGCUGCGCUCUUCACGACACUGUCUGUGGGCUCGCUCAUCAUGUUUAAAAAGGUGCAUGCGCUGUAUCGUACCACCGGUGCCAGCUUUGAGAAGGCUCAGCAGGAGUUCGCCACAGGCGUCAUGUCCAACAAGACGGUUCAGACUGCAGCUGCCAACGCCGCGGCAAACGCCGCGUCCAACGCCGCCCGGGGGGCCUUCAAAGCUCAUCCGUAAACACUCAUACUGACACACACGCCCAUUAGCCAACUCUCUCACACACACUCUGGAUGCACAAAUCUGGCCUUGUGAAAUCACCCGAUUUUGCUCAUGUUGCUCCGCUGACAGUGAUUGGCUCUUGUGCAUCCCCACCCAAAGUCCAAACUUUAAAAGCCCCCUUACCUGCAUUGUGUGCCCAAAACAUCCCCCACGAGUCAUGCUUUGUCAUCGCACACGCUGUCCUCCCCUUGAGGCGUUACUGGAAUCGCAACCCCCCUACCUAACUCACCUUAAAUGAUCACCUUCUUCACUCAUCAUGGUAGCUAAUCCAUUCAGAGCGCUUUGUCUCCCUGCAGGGGGCGGGGUGAACGUGUCUAAGAGAAGUGAUCUGCAUGUCCCACUGGUUGUUUAGUGAAUGGACACACCCCAUGAAAGGGAUGAAUACAGAAUGUGUGUGCGCGUGCGUGUGUGUGUGUGUGUGUGUGUGUGUGUGUGUGCGUUACAAUCAUAUGUCUUCGUAGCUCGUCACAAAAACCUAAAGCUGCUAUGAAUCUGGACGUGGCCUCUUGCUGUUUUAUGUUUUUUUCCCAUUAUUGGGUUACAGCAAACAGGCCUUAUUAAAGAGGAGGGGAGGGAGGCUAAGAGGUAUAUGACCCACCUUGAUAAACACGUGUGAAAUGGUCAAAUUGUACCAAAAAAAGUGUUAAAUGAUUGGCAUGUGACCUGUAGUAGCCCAAAUGACUGAUAACAGGUAGGACAGAUGAUGUCCACACAAAGACAAUAGUGUUCAAUUGUACAGGCUGUCAUUAGUACCCCCUAGCGGUGAGGAGCGCGCAUGGCAAGUUGUUAAUGUUGCAAAUGUUGGACCCAUGUUGACUGGAAUAUACUUCUGCAAGUGUUGAAUGCUAAUCACGACAAAACUAACCAGAGUAUGUCUUCUCUGUUUGGAAUUUUGAUAGCACAUUUCUGGUUUUAUGUUAGUUGUUAUUUAUGGCAUAAUUUAAGUUCUAUUUUACAUGAUGUGUUACAUGUGUGUUUGUGGUCAGCAUCAGAUAGUGACAAGGAAGCUUUGGAUGAUUUGCGUGAAAGAUUCAAAAACAACAAAAAAAUCCCUCAAGUGUUAUUCUACUGUAUGUCCUCAAAAGCUGUGAGAAAUGUACCAAAUGUCCAUCUCGAUAUAUAUUUUUUUUUAGUUUGUAAUAUUAUAUUAUGAAACUACUUUUACUACACGAUAUGACAGUUGAUGGCUCCACACGCCCUCUCUUUAUUUGUGUAUUUUGCAAGCCGGUCUACACGACAGAAUGUUUCUGAACCACAUCAAUAUGAAAGUGUUUUUGACCGGUGGCCAUGUCAGUUCACUGAAUGAGAAACGUGACAGUAAUUUAAGAGGAAUACUGUACUUGUAUAUUUUGUAAAGAUGAUCAUUUGAUUCCCCAUGACUGAGUCGCGUGUAAAAAGAACAUUUAAUGCACUAUCGUCUGGCCUUUGUCGCAUGUGAAAUAGUUUUCAGUUUUGUAUAUUUAUGGUAUUAACAUGGAAUAAAGAUUUGAAAAAGACAUUUGUCC
Messenger RNA from Dunckerocampus dactyliophorus (ringed pipefish), 2755 nucleotides. RefSeq names its product secretory carrier membrane protein 1 (gene scamp1). The record is from RefSeq and is a predicted model, not a curated record. The transcript is spliced from 9 exons. Lineage: Eukaryota; Metazoa; Chordata; Actinopteri; Syngnathiformes; Syngnathidae. Gene Ontology annotation, biological process: protein transport. Bases 180 to 1208 code for a protein of 342 amino acids. Gene Ontology annotation, cellular component: trans-Golgi network membrane; recycling endosome membrane.